Messenger RNA from Musa acuminata subsp. malaccensis (wild Malaysian banana), 1158 nucleotides. Its product is annotated as E3 ubiquitin-protein ligase RMA1H1. Gene Ontology annotation, molecular function: metal ion binding; ubiquitin protein ligase activity; ubiquitin-like protein conjugating enzyme binding. Gene Ontology annotation, biological process: ubiquitin-dependent protein catabolic process. Lineage: Eukaryota; Viridiplantae; Streptophyta; Magnoliopsida; Zingiberales; Musaceae. The record is from RefSeq and is a predicted model, not a curated record. Gene Ontology annotation, cellular component: endoplasmic reticulum.
UUCGCCCUAUCUUCUUGUACUCGACUGAUUUUUUUCACGAGCAACAUAGAGGGAAAGGGGAAAAAGGAACUUUUUGUGUCACAUGUGUUGUAAUGCAGGGAGGGGUAUAGGUCUUUGCUUUGAUUCUGAGGGUUUUGAGGAACGUGUGAUCGGAUGGGUUUUGUUCAUGGUGGCUGUUCGUAUGUAGAUCUGUCCAUUUUCCAUGUUCUUCUUCCAUAAAACUCUGAUCUCAUUAGGUAGGGAUUUUGGCUGGUUCAAUGACCAUCUUUUGGGAUGGUUUGACGAAAAAGAGAUCAUCUUUGUUGUGCUUGAAAAAUUAGAAGUAUUCCAGGUGUAGUAGGAGGUUGAAGACAUUCCCCAAGCCCAUAUCAUUAGUGGUUGCUCCUGUCACCAUGAGGCAGAGAAAUUGCAAGAGAAGAAACCACUGAUGAAGUGUGGUGCAUCAGAUGAUGCUGCUUCGGCACGGUCCAUGAAUUUUUGCUUUGACUGCAGCAUCUGUUUGGAAUUUGCCGUUGAUCCAGUGGUCACACUGUGCGGUCAUCUCUAUUGUUGGCCUUGCAUCUUCAAAUGGAUGCAGGUUGAGAGCAUAUCUAAUCAGCAGUGCCCUGUCUGCAAGGCCCUUCUCUCUCAGGAUACCCUCAUCCCACUCUACGGUCGCGGCAGGCACAGCACCAAGGGAGAUUCUGCUGUCCCACAUCGACCGACCCUUCACCAUCACCGUGGUGGUGCAACAAUUACUUCGGCACUCGAGAAUGAUUCCCCUAGGAUGAAUGAAGCCCAGCAGCCUCAGUUUCGCCAUCAACACCACUACCCCUCUUAUGCUGGUCUUGGCAACAGUUACACAUCAGAGUCUUCUUCUUCACCACAGACGUCACCUUGGUUUUGUUCAACAACUGGGAGUGUGCUUGGUGGUUUAGCUAUCUCCAUUCUUCCUUGGGUUUUCAGGAAUCAUGGAGCAAGCAUAUACUACUCAAAUUCGCAUCAUCUCACAUUGGGUGUGAGCAGUCCAAGGCUGAGAAGGCAGCAGAUGCAGGUGGAGAGUUCUCUGCAUCAGAUAUGGUUCUUCCUUUUCUUCUGUGCUAUAUCGUGUUUUCUGUUGUUCUAAUUGACAUUAACUACUUUGAUGUACAUGUUCUUAAGUUGAAUGGCAGAGGUUGU